Molecule: messenger RNA, 7232 nt
Organism: Maylandia zebra (zebra mbuna)
Lineage: Eukaryota; Metazoa; Chordata; Actinopteri; Cichliformes; Cichlidae
Gene: trim67
Product: tripartite motif containing 67
Cellular component (GO): cytoplasm
Molecular function (GO): zinc ion binding; protein binding
Source: RefSeq, a predicted model, not a curated record
AUUAGCUCGAUCAGUCAACCCAGAUCACAAUCUCCGCCCCUCUUUACGCAUGCGCAAAGUAGUGUGGGGAGCUGUCCAGUCACUCGGUGCUGGAGCGUUCUCGGAGAAGCAGCUUCCCCUCUCCGGUCCACCGACACAGACGGGAGCGAUGGAGGAAGAGUUGAAAUGCCCCGUUUGCGGGUCUCUCUUCAAGGACCCCAUCCUGCUUCCGUGUUCCCACAACGUCUGCCUGGGAUGCGCUCGGAACAUCACCGUCCAGACCCCGGAGGGGGAGACCCCGGUGCAGAGCCGAGCCUCGGGCAGCUCUGACUACGACUACCUGGACAUGGACAAGAUGAGUCUGUACAGCGAGACGGACAGCGGAUACGGCUCCUACACGCCGUGCCAGCUCAAGUCUCCAAACGGGGUGCGGGUGUUUCCGCCUGCGAUCCCCCACCGACAGUGCACACUCACCUGUCCGCUGUGCCACCGGAGCGUCUCUCUGGACGAGCGGGGGCUUCGGGGUUUCCCUCGGAACCGGCUGCUGGAGGCCAUCGUGGCGCGGUACCAACAGACCCGCGGCGCCUCCUCCUCAUCUUCCAACGCGGUGAAGUGCCAGCUGUGCGACCGCAACCCGGUGGACGCGGCGGUGAUGUGCGAGCAGUGCGACGUCUACUACUGCAACGCCUGCCAGCAGCGAUGCCACCCGUCCCGCGGUCCCCUCGCCAAGCACCGACUGGUGCCGCCGCCAAACAAGGCGGGGAGCGGGGCUAGCGGAGGCGGCGGUGGUCAGCAGCCGCCCGCCACCGCGCGGAAACCGGCGACGUGCGUGGAUCACGAAGCGGAAAACUUCAGUAUGUACUGCAGCAGCUGCAAGGCUCCCGUGUGCAUGAAGUGUCUGGAGGAGGGAAAACACGCCAAGCACGACGUCAAACCGCUGGCCGUGAUGUGGAAGCAACACAAAUGUCAGAUUUCCCAGGCGCUGAAUGGCGUCUCUGACAAAGCUAAAGAUGCCAAGGAGUUCCUGGUUCAACUCAAAAACAUGCUCCAGCAGAUACAGGAGAACGGAGUGGAGUUUGAAGCUUGCCUCGUGGCUCAGUGUGACUCUCUGAUCGAGGCGCUGACCAGACAGAAAGCCAAACUGCUCACGAAAGUUACCAAGGAGAAGGAGUACAAACUAAAGGUGGUACGUGACCAGAUCACACACUGCACUAUGAAGUUACGGCAGACCACCGGCAUGAUGGAGUACUGUCUAGAAGUCCUCAAAGAGAAUGAUCCAAGUGGUUUCCUCCAGAUCUCAGAUGCUCUGAUUAAGCGAGUGACGUCAUCUCAAGACCAGUGGGUUAAAGGGGCCCUGGAGCCAAAGGUUGGCCCUGACUUUGACCUCACUCUCAAUACCGACUCGCUGCUACAGACCAUCCUACAGCUGGACUUCUGCCAGGGCAAAGAUGUACAGGAGAAUCCAAAAUUGAAACAAAUGCAGGAAGCAGGCAGUGGUGAGGCUGAGAUGGAGACAGAGAGCCCAGGAGUGGAGCCUAGACCCUCAGUGCCUCCAGCUCCUCUCCUGCAGCUGGAGAAGUGCUGCACAAGGAAUAACAGCGCCACCCUGGCCUGGAGGGUAGCUAUGCCCACCAUCAACCCCAUCGAGGGCUACAUCCUGGAGCUGGAUGAUGGCAAUGGAGGACAGUACAGGGAGGUAUAUGUGGGGAAGGAAACAGUGUGUACAGUCGAUGGUCUUCAUUUCAACAGUUCCUACAACGCAAGGGUGAAAGCUUAUAAUUCCAUUGGAGUGGGUCCAUACAGCAAGACAGUCAUGCUCAAGACUUCUGAUGUGGCUUGGUUCACCUUUGACCCCACCUCAGCUCAUCGGGACAUUGUUCUGACUAAUGACAACCAGACAGUUAGCUGUAACAGCUAUGAUGACCGUGUGGUGCUGGGGACUGCUGCUUUCUCCAAGGGCAUUCACUAUUGGGAGGUCAGCAUUGAUCGCUAUGACAACCACCCAGAUCCUGCGUUUGGCAUAGCAAGGAUCAACACCAUGAAGGACAUGAUGUUGGGGAAAGAUGACAAAGCCUGGGCCAUGUAUGUGGACAACAACCGCUCCUGGUUCAUGCACAACAACUCCCACACCAACAGGGCAGAGGGAGGCAUCACUAAGGGCUCGACUGUGGGUGUCCUGCUGGAUCUGACUAAACGCACACUAACCUUCUACAUCAAUAAGGAACAGCAUGGCCCAACUGCCUUUGAGAACCUGGACGGGGUCUUUGUGCCCGCCGUCAGCCUCAACAGAAAUGUGCAGGUGACAUUAGUGACAGGCCUGGAAGUUCCAAAGAAUAUCAAACAGUAAGAGCUCCCUCCUUACUCUGAGCGUGCCCUGGAUACAAACCAAUGAUGUCAUGUCCAGUACUGUCAGAUGGGAUCUGUUCCUCUCCCAUCCUUCUCAAGUUGACCCUUAACCUGGAAAAUCUUCAGCUCCACGACUUUUUAGAGAAGUGACAAGUUUAUUGGCUAUAAAUGUAAUGAUUACAGCUUGACGACAUCACUGCAGAGAUGGCUGGAGGGCCAUACUUUUUUCCACUGCCCAGUUUAUUUUUCUCAAAGAUACAAACAACACUGAUAUUAUCUAUAUUCCAGCUUGCACAGUUUAUGUUAUUUUAAACAAUCUGGGCUUAACUCCGCCCCUUAAAGAUUUUAUAUUGUGCAGGAAAGAUCAUUGUGAGUUGAAAAAUAAAGAAAAAAUAGACCACAAGCAACACAGUUUUUAGGAGGUGGAAAAAAAACUCCUGAGAGAAAUGAUUCAGCAGUGCUUUUUGUUGCUCUGCUUCUCUCUCAGGUGUGUUUACAGCCGAGAUGAACACGAGUCAUUUGUAGGACUUGUGUAGUGGCACCAUGGGUUUUUUCUCUCAUAAAAUAUUUAAAAGCUAAACUCUCGCUUCACACUUUCAUCUCAGUGUUGACUCCAACAGCACUGCCUUCUCUGUUUUCUCUGUGAUUUCUUAUCUGUGGUAAGGAAUCUGACAGCCAUCUUAAAGCCGGCAAAGCUUCCCUCAUGAUCGACUCUCUUUCUCAUGCAAAGCGGCGCAAAGAUCGUUUGAUAGUGUUGUCAGAACGGUUUACAUAUUGAGGUCAGUCUGAGAAGGCUGGAACUUAAUUCCAUUUCAUUUUUCAGUAAUCUGACAGAUCUACUGAGCCAGGGGUGUAUUAUUUUGAAAUUCACAGUCUCAAAGGCCUAGAGACCACCAGCCUUUUCUUUUCCUUAUUUGUCUUAAAAACCUAAAACUCCGACAUCAAAAAAGCUCCCACUAAGAUGUAGCAGAUCGCCACAUUUCGACGUCUUUGGCAGUGAACUUUUGGACUCUGCUAGAACAUGAAAAUGAUUGCACCACUUGGUAUGACUUAUCCACUGGCCAGUAAGAAACAUUACUGUGGUAUUUAAUAAAUCACGUGGCCAUGCAAUUUGCAUACUGAAACAAACCUAUUUGCCUGCAGGGGCAUCUCAGACUCAAAGAACUGUUUUGACUUUGACAGAUCAUUGUCAGAAAAUGCUAAAACGAAGUAGAAUCGAGCCAAACUUCAUUUUCUUUGAUUUACAAUUUAAAGAUAAUAUAAUACACCCCCAGUCGAUGAGAAAAGUAUGGUCGUCUCAAGAACAUUUCAUUCUGUGCUCAUCUCUCAGUCUCACUGCAGAAUCUCAAGAUGCUUUCAGACACCUUUUAUCUGUGGCCCUGAACGUUAUCUUUUAAAGUCACAUCAGGUAAAGCUACAUAAGCUGCUACAUUUAUCAUCAGGGACUAGAUAUGGCAGCCUAUAGAGGACAGUAGCUUCAACCAGACCACUGUGACUCAGGACAUGAGACACUGUAUAAAGUACAUAGGUAUAAGUACACUGUUUAUGUAUGUUUUAUCAGUUCAUGGAAUGGAAGAAUUCAUUAAUUGAGGUUAUUUAAUCUACGACUUGUUUAUAUCUGAGCCAUUUCUGUUCCCUAUAAUGUGAGUUUGAGAGGUAGACUGACAUUACCACAUGACAGUGGGUUUACAUGUGAAUGGACAUCCUCAAACUGUAAAUACUGAUAUGUGAGUUAUGAUUAUAACAUGUGACAUUAAGCAUGGAUUCAAACAAGUUUACAAACUAUCUGAAGCUGUAUUGUAAAUAGUGUACCGUUUGUCUUUGCAAUGAGGGACCCUGAAACCAACCGCUAUAACAGCUCGCCCCCUGCUGGUGAACGGUGGCGAGAACAAGAUUAAGGCAUCCCCGACAAAACCUGCCGAUAUCUGUUUUCAUGCUUUUCAUCACAGACUUUUUAAAAUGUGUCAGGAUUUAUGUUACUGUAAAUCACAAACUAUCUCAUGAUAUUUUGGACAUUUAAACAUAAAGUUUACAUUAAAAGGGUUGAACAUUUUACAUUGACAAAUUAGUGUAGCACUUGUAUACUUACUGCACCCUCAUUCUUUAAAAUAUACCACAGAAAUGAACAGAAAUAAUGUGUAAGGUUAAGAAUUACUGGUAUUUUUACAGGAAAUGAUCAGGUCUAUUUUGAAUGCCUAUUUUAAAAACAUUUAGUUACUAGUAGAGAUCUAGGUUUCUAAAAUAAAGUAAAUAUCUUUAUUUUUUCUUUAUUUGGACGUUUUACUAAGUUUUUAGGAGGUAGAGAUGGGAUAUUAUAUUUAUUUUUAAAUCAGCAUUGAUAUUUUGAAUGUUAAAUUCUUUACAUUUGCAUUGCAGUAUAUCUUAUUUAUAGGCAUUUCAUACACCUGGGCUAUAUAAAAUAUUUCUGAGAAUGAUGAUCUCAAGGGAGCCACAAAUAGUGAACUCAUAAAGUCAAGUCAAAUGUAAUUCCAUAUACUAUGAUGUGUAAUAUGUACAGGGUGUCCAGAAGGGAUUUAUCACCAGUAUCAACUCAAUUUAAUUGAAUUGAAUUUAUAUAGCACCAAUUCACAACAACAGCUGCCUCCAGGUAAAGACUUUACACUAUUACAGUAAGAACCCCAAUGAUCACACGAUGCCCUACGAGCAAACACUUGGCGAUACUGGGAAGCAAGAUCUCCCUUUAAACAGGAAGACUCAGGGUCAGGAAAGGUGCAGCCAUCUGGUUGGACCGGUUGGGAGGUGAUGAGAAAAGGGGGGGGGGAAAAAAAGGAGCGCGUGAAAGGACAAAAGACUGACUAUUGGAGAAGGAAAACAAUUUAGUCACAGGUACCCAUUCAAUUGAAUUAAACAGAAUUCAGCUGAAGAAAAUAAAUAGAGAAAUCAAGGCCUCCAUGGAGCAUUUUAAAACCUGCCAGCAUUGCUUUUGCUCAGUUUGGCCAAUCAUUUGCCAUUUGGUGUUUGCUGUUAACCCUUUUUUAAUGUGACUUCAAUCGAUUCAAUAACAUUUGCUUUAACAUUGCAUAACCACUGUGUAGCUUUAGAUGGAGGGUCGUUUCAGUGGGAAGAAAAUCUGAAUCUGUGUGUUAAUGCUUCUAGCAUCGGGAACGGCAAUUUUGUGGCACUGUGCUGAUACCAGCCUUUUUAAAAAUGCAGUUAUUUUUGGUGGAAAUGGGUAGAACCACACUGAGUUUCAGAAAGACAUUAAGACGCCAGUGGAAAAGAAGCAAUGCUUUGUCUGCCUGUUUUUUUCUUCUUUUUGAAGCUACCUGCUAGAGCUCAACAAAGUUAGCAUACAGAUGGUUUAAUAGUGUAGGUUUUAUAAGUUAAUGAACCAGAUCUUUUGAACUGAACCAAAAAUGGAGCUAGAUAUGUAUACUUCAAGCAGAUACUGCAGUAACUGCACCCAAGUGGCAAAAAAAGCACUUACACCAAGCCUGUUGACUAAAUCAUGAUGACAAGAUCUAUUUAAGUUUACAUUCAUCUGUAAGUGAAGAUUUUUAACCCAAGUACUCUCUUCACUUAAAUGUAACAUAUUUCCUUUGUAACAUGAAUACAGCGUUAGUGCAAAUGUCAGAAUUUAAAGCAGCUUACUUUUUUUUUUUACCUGAUGUGCCCCAGACUGCCAGCUUUCACCUAAGGGCUACAUUUACAUCACUUCUGGCUGCUCAGCUCUGACCUUGCUGCCACCUCCCACGCCAGAUGCAGAAACCUGCCCUGAGGCUGAAUUUGCUGUAACAGGAAUAGAUUUCUAGACAAAAGUGAAAUAUCGUGUAACCAGCCUUCUGAAAAGUUGGAUGAUUUGGGGUUAUGUCUCUGUGGUCUGUAUGGAUGUCAAAAUGAUAGUCAGGAAAUCGUGACUGGAGGCACUUAAAGCUUCUGCUGAGGGGCUCAAAUUCACCCUGUGUUAACAUUUGGUUCCAUAUUUUCUUGCCUAAAAAUCACUUAAAACAAUAUUAUUUCACAGAAACGAACAAAAAACAAAUCUUGCAUAUUAAAAUAUUCAUGCUGCAGUCACUUCUGUCCAGAUGUAUUUGUAAGAGUUCCUGUAUGAAAUGUCCCUUUACUCAACACUUACCCACCCAUGAAUGUGACAUAUUUUACCAAUUUAAUUUUAAUGGUAUGGUGCUGGGAAUUACACUAGUAUUAUUAGAUUAUGUUUGAAAAAGUAGAGGAAAAAAUGUAAUUUAUUUACUCUAUAAAGUAUUUAUAAAUAUUUAAUUAUGUAUUUUCUUUUGUAUAAUAUCCUCUUGAAUGGCUACUAAUAUGGUCUGUGUUUGACCAGUAAGGAUUGCAAGUCGAAAACGGCCCGCGUCUGUAAAAUAUUUUCUGAAUAAAGGAGAUGUGCUUACAGCUUCAAACAUGUGACACGCUGCAGAUGAGCUUCAUGUUUUCCUCUUUUUGAACUGUAUAUACAACAACAAAAAGGCUGCUUCAAGAAAACUGUGUGAGAAUUUGUGACCUCACCCAGCUGCACACUGCCAACUCAAAGGUCUUGUUUUAUCAUAGUGUCGCAAAACUCCAACUGUCAUGUUUUCCCUUUAACAAAAUGGAAACGACUGCAAGAGAUGGUUAAUAUGGGAGAAAAACUGUAAGAUCAUUCUGCUUUCUCACGGUCCAUUCAGCGUGUGCAUGUGCGUUUCAUCUUGAAAACUUCUGCCAAGACUUUACUUGCGUGUAAUUUUUUAAUUAUUAGGCCCACCUGCCCUGUUAUGAUCCAGUCCCUUCCUGCCAAUAUAAAUGUUUUGUACAACUACAUUUCAGUUUGUAAAUGAGAAAUGCAUUGCAAUUACAUACUUUUAAAAAUGUCAGUGUACAACACAAGAUACACAAAUGUCUCUUUUUUGUCAUUUAUAAAAACAAAAUAAAUAAACUGUGAUGGAAGAUGA